Molecule: messenger RNA, 873 nt
Organism: Malassezia japonica
Lineage: Eukaryota; Fungi; Basidiomycota; Malasseziomycetes; Malasseziales; Malasseziaceae
Gene: GLO2
Product: hydroxyacylglutathione hydrolase
Exons: 2
Coding region: 1-873 (290 amino acids)
Molecular function (GO): hydroxyacylglutathione hydrolase activity
Source: RefSeq, a predicted model, not a curated record
AUGCGCAUCAUUCCAGUGCCUGUGCGCGAGGACAACUAUGCCUACAUCCUGAUGUCGACGCCGACCCAGAAUGGCGUACGCCCGGAAGCAGUCUUUGUGGACCCUUAUGACGUCGCCAAGGUGCGCCAGGCGGCGCACGACGCGGGUCUAAGCGAUUCUGACAUUAUCGGCUCCAUUACGACGCACGGCCACUACGACCAUGCUGGUGGCAACGAAACCUUUGCGAAGGAGUUCCCCAGCCGCCUCAUCUACGGUGGCUCGCCCAAGAUUGACGGCGUGACCAAUGUCGUAAAGGACGGCGACAAAUUCACGCUGUUUUCCAAGUCGGCACCUGUGGCGGUGAGCUGCCACGCCACGCCUUGCCACACGCGCGACUCGAUUGCCUUUUUGGUGGACGAUGCGCGCAGCAACGAUGAGCUCGCCAAGACGCCGAAUGGCGUCAAGGAGGGCGCUGCGGGCGAGAAGAAGCGGGGCGUCUUUACGGGCGACACUCUCUUUAUUUCUGGCUGCGGCCGCUUCUUCGAGGGUACCCCGGAAGAGAUGCACACCGCACUGAACAAAGUGCUUGCUUCGCUCCCGGACGACACGCUCGUCUACUGCGGGCAUGAAUACACGAAAUCGAAUGCUGCCUUCAGCGCCGCCGUCCUGCCGAACCGCCCUGCAAUCCAGGCACUGGUUCGCGACCUGCAAUCCAAGCGGAACCAGGGCAUCACUACGGGCCUGUACACGCUCGCCGAGGAGCGCGAGCACAACCCCUUUAUGCUCGUCUCUGAUCCAGAAGUGCAGCGCGUUGCCAAGACCAGCGACCCCGUGUCAACGAUGCAGUACUUGCGCGAAGCCAAAAAUGCGGGCGCGCUGCGCACGAACAUUUAA